This is a messenger RNA of Coccidioides posadasii C735 delta SOWgp, 1025 nucleotides long. RefSeq lists its product as uncharacterized. Gene Ontology annotation, biological process: phospholipid transport. Gene Ontology annotation, cellular component: mitochondrial intermembrane space. The record is from RefSeq and is a predicted model, not a curated record. NCBI's taxonomy places the organism in Eukaryota, Fungi, Ascomycota, Eurotiomycetes, Onygenales, Onygenaceae. Gene Ontology annotation, molecular function: phosphatidic acid transfer activity.
AGUCGAUUCACUUUUGCUGUCACUUACCGCAGAUUAUUUAUUUUUUUGAUUCUGCCAGUUCGCCGCUCUCCUUUCUCCUUUCUACUUUAAUAUUAUUCGCUGCGUAUAAAGUAGGGAGGCAGCUUCAAGUUAAUCGUUAAUUUCUAUUAUCCCGCUGGGCUCGUUCGUUUCUUCCUCGUGCCGGUAUUUGGCGGCCGUCGAUCGCUAUGAAAGUUUUCGCGUCGGAAUGCACGUUCGAUUACUCGUGGGAAGAGGUAUCCACUGCUAACUGGCGUAAAUACUGCCCGUGGAAUAAUAAGUCCACGCAUGUCGUUGCCGUCGAUGUUCUUUCGCGAACAUUCGAUCCAGAAUCUGGAAUUUUACGAACGGAGCGUUUAAUCACAUGCAACCAGUCUGCUCCGCAAUGGAUCCUUAACCUUUUUGGAGGUUCUUCGACAUCGCAUGUCUACGAAGUCUCCUAUGUCGACCCGUCUUCGAAGAAAGUCACUAUGUGUUCCACAAACUUAACCUGGUCAAACGUUCUUAGCGUCCGCGAAACUGUCAUCUAUCAACCAUCUCAAUCAAUGCCGGCAUCGAGGACGGACUUUAGACAAGACGCACAGAUAACCGCUCUCUGUGGUGGAUGGCAAAAAUUAAAGAACAAAAUCGAGGAACUUAGCGUGGAAACAUUUAGCCAGAACGCAAAGAAGGGGCGGGAAGGGUUUGAGGCUGUCCUUGAAAUGAGUCGGAGGGUGUUUAGAGAGCAGAAAGAGAUGGAGGCGUUGCAGCAGGUGCCCCAAUGACCAAUCCUCAUUACCACCUCUCAGACUGCUUCCUCGUCAAGCGAUCCUUGCUAUCAUACUUUCCCUCGCAGCGAAAAAAAAAAAGAAAAGUUCGGAGUUUGAGGGGUUUAGAUCUUCCUUUUUCGAUUUAUGUACAGUCACAAUGGCGCAAGUGGCUGGUCUCGGCGUUUUUGGUGGCAUGGUAAUUGAACGUGACAUGACAGCAUCGCAUUGUUUAUAUCUUAUGGAGUAUAUAUUGUAUCA